This is a messenger RNA of Paracoccidioides lutzii Pb01, 705 nucleotides long. RefSeq lists its product as hypothetical. The transcript is spliced from 4 exons. The record is from RefSeq and is a predicted model, not a curated record. Bases 1 to 705 code for a protein of 234 amino acids. Gene Ontology annotation, molecular function: dipeptidyl-peptidase activity. Gene Ontology annotation, cellular component: cytoplasm.
AUGUCGACACCUACGGCCCUGAUUUCUGGCGUAGAGCAGCCUGGCAUGGUUCUCGGAUUAUCAUGCGCCGGGUGUCGACCGAGGCUCUACAUUUUUGACUUCAUCCCCGAGACAUACCGUGCAUGUGCGGAUGAUGGGAGACUUCUCGCAGACAGAACUGGUCUGGCAGAUGAAAUAGUUGAAGAAUUUUUGGAAGGUAACCGGGAAUUUUAUACCAGCAGUAUUCUGGGUAUCUACCGUAAACUUCCGCACAAUCUGGGCUUCCUCAGUGACAUCACCCAGCGUGCGUAUUAUCUGAGUAACCAGCAGGUCACCCGUGAAGAGAUCCGUGGCGUCAGCAAACUUCUGGGUGAAGAUGAGAUUUAUCAGGAGAACACGAGAUGGCUCCAAGCCGUGAAGUUUACGAUGUUUCCCUUCCAAGGUGGCGACCAUGCAGCAGAGGUCAAGGAGGUUUGUGCAUGUCUUGAGGAAGCUAAAAGCUAUGCAGCCAACCCUCCAUAUGAGCAAGUCAUCGAGAGCUAUAUACAGAACUCUGCCACAGGUCGCACGGACGCAUACAGAGAUUCGCAGGAACUCUGGGUCAAGGAUAUAAAACCUGCUGUGGAAACUAUCCUUGGAUUCGUCGAACCGCGUCGCGAUCCAUAUGGUGUCCGCGCGGAAUUCGAAGGACUGGUUGGAGGGUUGCUGAUCCACCAAAUAAGAUAA